Phytophthora sojae is the source of this 306-nucleotide messenger RNA. RefSeq lists its product as hypothetical. The record is from RefSeq and is a predicted model, not a curated record. Lineage: Eukaryota; Oomycota; Peronosporomycetes; Peronosporales; Peronosporaceae. The transcript has 2 exons. Bases 1 to 306 code for a protein of 101 amino acids.
AUGCUUCGGCAGCUUCUGACGAGCUUUCAAGAGCUUCGCGUCGACUGCAACGCAGCAGCCGCUGACACUUGCACAGUGUCAGCCGCAACGACACGAAGUAAAGCCAAGAACCGCGCGUCUGUGCAGGGCACAGACGCCGACAAGCGCACGAAGAACGUGUCUGUGCGGGGCACAGACAUCAACAAGAACAAGAAGAAGAAGAACGGGUCUGUGCGGGGCACAGACACUGACAAGAACAAGAAGAACGGGUCUGUGCAGGGCACAUACACCGCGAAGACGAACGCAGAGGCCGGGCCUACUGCUUGA